AAUCCCGGCUCUAUGUGCUGGGGCGACUGUACUGAUGGUCCGGCCGCCACAAUAUGGAUUUUAAUAUGCGUGAGAUGCACCCCAGUUCUUGCAGGCCCCAGCUGAUGUGAGAGGCUCAUGAUUGGUGUGCCGGGAUCAGGAACGCAGGAACGCAGAUUCUGGAAGCGAACGAACAGGCUCAAUUGGAGAUUAUAUGGAGGUGUGGAGGAAUGGUUCCUUACGGUACCGGAGCACUUCCCUUUGAACCCGGAGGGGCAGACACGUGAGGAAGCCGUGAGAAGACUAGUGCACCUUCCUUCGGCAUGUGUCAUCCCUCCUUCCCUAUUCUUCUACCAUCAGUAUACACAACAACACCCACAUGGCGUCAGCUUCCGAGACCUCCGAGCUCUUUCCACCGCAUCAGAUUGGUUACAGUGUGAAUCCUUUGUGACACUACUGCAGCGUAGCAGAAGCUGGGCGGAAGCAUCCGGCGCAUUGCCUACUUUUUUCCGUCUAUCGCGAAAGCCAAGGCUCACCCACAGGAUCUCGAGAUGUUACGUGCGAAUCACGGGCUUGGUACUCACUAUUUCUGAGCUCUUUACGGCAACAGCUGUAUAGCAUGCGCAGUAGUUUAGAGAGGCGAACAAAGGCAGUCGAAGAAUCUUCUAUAAACACUCAUGCGACUCAAGAAAGCACCACGGUAGUACGAUACCAUAUUGUAGUCUCUCGCCUAGAUUUCCAGACCAGAGGACACGAGCACGCAAGCUUUUUGCCGGGACUUGGGUUGGGACUGCCCGUAGCCACGAGCUCCGCACAAUUUCAGCAAGUGCAGUCUACCUGACCGACGGCUCUUACGCAGUACGAGUAUGCGAGACGAGUAUUUCAGCUUGCUACCUCGGGUGUUCGAAUCCUGCGCAG
This is a messenger RNA of Paraphaeosphaeria sporulosa, 897 nucleotides long. RefSeq lists its product as uncharacterized. Lineage: Eukaryota; Fungi; Ascomycota; Dothideomycetes; Pleosporales; Didymosphaeriaceae. The record is from RefSeq and is a predicted model, not a curated record. The transcript is spliced from 2 exons. The coding region runs from base 118 to 597 and encodes 159 amino acids.